UAGAGUUCCGAGUCCCUCGUCUUUUUGUUCAAGUUUGUAUUUUUUUCCUUCUUCAAACUCAGAUAUGAAGUGGGUGUCAAAGGAAGAAGAAGAAGAAGAAAAAACAAGUUGAGAUUAGAAGUUUUGAGCUUUUUGCUGAUGGGUCUAAAGCUGCAACAGAGCCACCACCACCACCACCAUCACUCGGUGGUGGCUGUUAAAGUGAAUGAACAAAUGGGGACCAAAAGAGGGUACACAUUUAUUCAAUCUAACAGGGCUUGGUUGCCCAAAUUUCUUUUGCUUUGGGUAAUGGUGAUGGCCUUUUUGAGCACUUGGAUCUACAAAAAAAUGGAUGCUGAUAACAAAGUUAGGAGGAAAGAGGUAUUGAGCAGCAUGUGUGAUGAGAGGGCAAGGAUGUUGCAAGAUCAAUUCAGCGUUAGUGUUAACCAUGUUCAUGCCUUGGCCAUCCUUAUUUCCACUUUUCAUUACUACAAGAAUCCAUCUGCUAUUGAUCAGGAGACUUUUGCUGAGUACACGGCAAGAACUGCAUUCGAGAGGCCACUGCUUAGUGGGGUGGCCUAUGCAGAAAGGGUUGUUCAUUCGGAGAGGGAGGAAUUCGAGAGACAGCAUGGUUGGACGAUAAAGACGAUGCAGAGGGAACCUUCUCCUGUUCGAGACGAAUAUGCUCCAGUGAUACUCUCACAAGAAACCGUUUCCUAUAUCGAAUCACUCGAUAUGAUGUCAGGGGAAGAAGAUCGAGAAAACAUCUUAAGGGCUAGGGCUACAGGGAAAGCCGUCCUAACUAGCCCCUUCAGGCUUCUUGGUUCUCAUCAUCUUGGUGUUGUGUUGACAUUCCCCGUUUACAAACCCAAGCUCCCAACAAGGCCGACUUUGGAAGAGCGCAUUGAAGCAACUGCAGGAUACCUUGGUGGAGCCUUUGAUGUGGAGUCUCUUGUGGAGAAUCUGCUCGGGCAACUUGCUGGAAAUCAAGCUAUUCUAGUGCAUGUAUAUGACAUUACUAACUCUUCUGAUCACCUGAUCAUGUAUGGUCACCAAGAUCAAGAUGGUGACUUGGCUCUGUUGUAUGAAAGCAAGCUCGAUUUCGGAGAUCCGUUCAGGAAGCAUACAAUGAUAUGUAGAUAUCAUCAGAAGGCACCGACUUCGUGGACAGCGCUGACCACCGCAUUCUUAUUCUUUGUGAUCUGCUUAUUAGUUGGCUAUAUCUUAUAUGGUGCAGCUAUACACAUCGUUAAAGUUGAAGACGAUUUCCAUGAAAUGCAAGAACUGAAGGUUCGAGCCGAAGCUGCUGAUGUUGCCAAAUCACAAUUUUUAGCAACAGUUUCUCAUGAAAUCAGGACUCCCAUGAAUGGCAUCCUCGGGAUGCUUGCUUUGCUUUUAGACACGGAUUUAAGUUCAACUCAAAGGGAUUAUGCUCAGACUGCUCAAGUCUGCGGAAAGGCAUUGAUUACAUUGAUAAACGAGGUGCUUGAUCGGGCAAAAAUCGAAGCUGGAAAGUUGGAGAUGGAAACGGUCCCUUUCGACCUUCGAUCUAUCCUAGAUGAUGUGCUCUCUUUAUUUUCCGAGAAGUCUAGGAACAAAGGUGUCGAGUUGGCGGUCUUUGUUUCUGAUAAAGUUCCGGAUAUGGUUAUGGGGGAUCCAGGAAGAUUCCGACAGAUUGUUACGAAUCUUGUUGGGAACUCUGUCAAAUUUACAGAACGGGGACACGUUAUUGUUAAAGUCCAUCUAGCGGAAAACACAAAGCCCGUAGACGACGCAAUAGCCAAAAAUUGUUUGAACGGAGGGUCAGAUGAUAGUGUGCCGCUCUCAGGUGCACGCCAGUUUAAAACCUUGACUGGUUAUGAAGCAGCCGAUGAGCGGAACAGUUGGGAUUCCUUCAAGCAUUUAGUUUCCAAUGAAGAAUCGCCAUAUGAUGCCUCAAUAAACAUGACAGUUGCCGGUGAAACUUCUCAGAGUGUCACUUUGGUGGUAUCUGUAGAAGAUACCGGCAUUGGGAUCCCUUUAAUUGCCCAGGAUAGAAUUUUCAUGCCAUUUAUGCAGGCAGAUAGUUCAACUUCGAGAAAUUACGGUGGGACAGGUAUAGGCUUGAGCAUUACCAAGUGUUUGGUGGAGCUAAUGGGUGGUCACAUAAGCUUCGUUAGCCGGCCUCAAGAUGGAAGCACAUUCUCGUUCACCGCAGAUUUUGGGAGAUGUAAAAAAGCUUCUUUUAGUGAUACGAAAAAACCCAAUACCGAAGAUCUUCCUUCUAGUUUCCGACUGUUGAAAGCAAUGGUAGUUGACGGAAAACCGGUUAGAGCUGCUGUGACCCUUUACCACUUGAAGAGACUUGGUAUACUGGCUGAAGUUGCAAGUAGUGUAAAGGGAGCAGUUUCUGCAUGUGGGAAAAAUGGCUCUUCAUGUGGAAGUAAAAUCCAGCCGGAUAUAAUUCUUGUUGAGAAAGAUUCAUGGCUUUCCGGUGCGGAUGGUGGUUUGAGCUUACGGAUGUUGGACUGGAAACAGAACGGACAUGUGUUUAAGUUUCCUAAAAUGAUUCUUCUCGCGACAAAUAUUACGAACGCUGAACUUGAGAAAGCUAAGGCAGCCGGUUUUGCAGACACUAUAAUUAUGAAACCUAUGAGGGCAAGUAUGGUGGCUGCAUGUCUUCAACAGGUGCUCGGGAUCAGGAAGAAGCGGCAGGCGGGAAAAGACACGCAAAAUGGAUCUCUUCGGAGUUUAUUUGUUGGAAAGAAAAUACUAGUAGUCGAUGACAAUAUGGUAAAUCGAAGAGUUGCCGCAGGUGCAUUGAAGAAGUUCGGAGCUGCUGUAGAAUGUGCCGAAAGUGGAAAAGCCGCGCUAAAACUGCUUCAAAUUCCGCACUCUUACGAUGCAUGCUUCAUGGACAUUCAGAUGCCAGAAAUGGACGGGUUCGAGGCAACCCAUCGGAUUCGAAUGAUGGAGAGUCAAGCCAAUGAGCUGACGAAUGGAGACGGCACAGAUGAAGGUUUGGCCCGGAAAGGUGAGUGGCAUGUCCCGAUAUUAGCCAUGACGGCCGAUGUAAUUCAUGCCACCUAUGAAAAGUGUCUUGAAUGUGGGAUGGAUGGAUACGUCUCGAAGCCAUUUGAGGAAGAAAAUCUCUACCAGGAAGUUGCCAAGUUCUUCCAAGUCAAACCGAUCUCGGACUCAUGACGAAACACCUUGCACCUACACCGGAAAAGUCGACAAAACCAAAACCGAGAAACACGAGCCAGGUAAACUUUUCCAGCAAAAAAAAAAAAGUCCGCUCAAAAGCAUGCAUAUGCAUGUUGGGGCAAUUAUUUCUAACCCGAACAUCGAUUUUCGACUUGAUUAGAAUUCGAGUAUUUGUAUACUACGACAGGAAACUACAUCCUCAUCUGUUUGUAUAGGUGUUUACAAAGGGGAUGCUUUGAUUUUCUCUCGAGACUUUGAGAACUUUUCGGAAAUGGAGUUCUGAUUUUUUUUAAUGAAUUUUGUUGUAAAAGCUUUGUU
Messenger RNA from Hibiscus syriacus, 3483 nucleotides. RefSeq names its product histidine kinase 4-like. Gene Ontology annotation, molecular function: phosphorelay sensor kinase activity. Bases 139 to 3162 code for a protein of 1007 amino acids. The record is from RefSeq and is a predicted model, not a curated record. Gene Ontology annotation, biological process: phosphorelay signal transduction system; phosphorylation. The transcript is spliced from 11 exons. Lineage: Eukaryota; Viridiplantae; Streptophyta; Magnoliopsida; Malvales; Malvaceae.